AUGUCAGAAAGGAAGGUCGAGAAUGCUCUCGAGACGAACGUCUUCGAUAGUGCACAGGGAACUGAGCACGCGUCAGCUGUUGUUGGUGCGCCAGAGCGCGCAGGAACUACAGAACUUCCUUUAUACCCCAGGAAGUCUCUCGAUGUUGAGGAAAAAGGGUCCUUCGCUGAAGAUGGCGAGGAGCCUACCGAGGAGGAGCUUUUCCGCCUCCGUCAUAUUGGCGACAAGAUUCCUAUGAGCGCAUGGUUGGUCGCUGUCGUGGAACUGGCAGAGCGCUUUACGUACUACGGUAUCACAGGACCCUUUCAAAACUAUAUUCAAAAUGAGAGAGGUGGCCUCAGACCGGGUGCUCUGGAUAUGGGGCAGUCGUCCGCUACGGCUUUGCAAUACUUCUUUCAGUUUUGGUGCUAUGUUACACCUAUUUUUGGCGCUAUUGUUGCUGAUGCCUGGCUGGGACGUUACAAUGCCAUCGUUCUCUUUGCGUUGAUAUACAUUUGUGGUCUUGUUAUUCUAUUUAGCACAUCACUUCCCGGUUCUCUCGAUAAUGGCGCUGGACUCGGUGGUCUUAUUGCUGCCAUGAUUGUUCUUGGCCUCGGUACUGGCGGUAUCAAGAGUAACGUUUCGCCGCUGAUCGCUGAGCAGUAUACAAAAACCAAGCCAGUUCUUAAGACUCUUAAGACUGGCGAAAGAGUUAUUGUUGACCCGGCUGUUACGAUCCAGAGCUUGUACAAUAUCUUUUACUGGUGUAUCAACGUGGGAUCGCUAUCUUCAAUUGCUACAGUAUGGCUUGAACUGAAGAUCGACUUUUGGGCUGCCUACCUUCUCCCAUUCUGUUUCUUCUUCGUCGGUCUCUUCACCCUCGUUAUCGGUCGUAAGUAUUACGUUAUCCGCCCACCAAAGGGUUCAGUCCUCCUUGAUGCCAUCAAAGCACUCACAUUGGCCGCCAAAUCUGGCUUCAAUAUGGAUGCCGCCAUCCCCGUCCACGGUGAACAGUUCGUCAGUGAACUCAAGCGUGCUCUUGUGGCAUGUAGAGUCUUCUGCUUCUAUCCCGUCUACUGGCUUCUGUAUGGUCAAAUGAACUCCAACUUUGUCUCCAUGGCCGGAACAAUGGAAACACAUGGAAUCCCAAAUGAUCUCCUCUUCAACCUGAACCCAAUUUCUAUCAUCUUGUUUAUCCCAUUGAUGGAAAAGGGCAUCUACCCUCUUCUCAGAAAAUUGAAGAUUCCAUUCAAGCCAAUCACCCGUAUCGCAUUCGGCUUUUUCCUCGUCUCAGCGGCCAUGGCCUAUGCCGCAGGAGUCCAGAGGAUGAUCUACAAUGCUGGUCCUUGCUACGACGGCCCUCUUGAGUGCGCCGCUAGUGAAGAUGGUACCACCCCUAAUAAAGUGCACGUCGCGAUUCAAACACCCGCAUAUGUCCUCAUUGGUUUCUCCGAAAUUUUUGCAUCCAUCACUGGCCUCGAGUACGCCUUCACCAAAGCACCUCCAUCGAUGAAAUCCCUCGUCAUGGCUCUCUUUCUUCUACAAAAUGCAUUCGGGUCAGCAAUCGGUAUUGCGAUAUCUCCGACGUCGAAAAACCCAAGAAUGGUCAUCUUUUAUGCCUGCCUAGCAGGAGUUACAUGUUUGGCGGGAACGGCUUUUUGGUUUACAUUCAGAGACCUGAAUAAGACCGAGGAGGAGAUGAAUAUGUUAGAUGCGAACAAUACAGAGUUUAAGCCAAAGCCGGCGGCAGAGGUGAAGACGGCUAUUUCGAAGAAGAAAACGCAGGUUUAG
Morchella importuna is the source of this 1770-nucleotide messenger RNA. RefSeq lists its product as uncharacterized. NCBI's taxonomy places the organism in Eukaryota, Fungi, Ascomycota, Pezizomycetes, Pezizales, Morchellaceae. Gene Ontology annotation, cellular component: plasma membrane; fungal-type vacuole. The record is from RefSeq and is a predicted model, not a curated record. Gene Ontology annotation, molecular function: tripeptide transmembrane transporter activity; dipeptide transmembrane transporter activity. The coding region runs from base 1 to 1770 and encodes 589 amino acids. The transcript has 4 exons. Gene Ontology annotation, biological process: oligopeptide transport; transmembrane transport.